CCUGCAGCCACAGUCAUAUGCAACCAAUGGUCCAUGAACCUUAAGUGCUGUAGUAACUUCUCAGCGGUGAGCAGAUCCACACUGCGUUAACACUGGUUGUUCGUUUCUUUUUAAAGGCGUCGUAAAGCAGUGAUUAUUUACUCCCGGCGGUACUGAAGCUCCCGGCUCCGGCUGUAUGCGUUAAAUCAGCAAAGAAGGGACUCCUUUCAGGUACCAGCAAACGUGAGUGAGCUGCACAUCUGGAUAGUUCAGUGUGUGUCCCGGCUGACAAUGUUCCUUCCGCAGCGACUGUGCUUGUUCUGCCUGCCAAGCACUUUGAAAAGCGCUCCCUGUCGGGCCCAAAUGCGUCUCAGCGGCCCGCGCAGACCGGGAGAUGUUUUCAUCCCAAGGAGGUUUAUAAUUACCGCCGAUUUAAAAAAGGAAACAGGACCGAGACGCAGACUUGGGGUUAGUUGUUGUUGACGUGUGCCCCCCGAAGGACUACAAGAUAAACAGAUAUUCUAGAGGGAGAAGAAAAAAAACGCACUGGCGGCGCAGAAUGGAGCUCUACAGAUCGCACAGAGAGCAGGAGGGGUACCAGACGCCUUCAGUUUCCGAUCUCCAGCUCCUGUUGCUGGAGAACAUCAGACCAAGAGGACCAGUCAACGAAGUGUGGCCCGGCAUCUACAUAGGCAAUGCGGCCACAGCGCGUGACAAGUCGACCCUGUUUAACAUGAGAAUCACUCACAUAGUGAACGCAGCCCACGGUCCGUACCACAUAAACACGGGUGCGCGGUACUACAGGGACAUGCACCUAGACUACUACGGCGUGGAGGCCGAUGACUCCGCAGACUUCGACCUCAGCCUCUUCUUCCACCCCGUCGCAAAAUUCAUACGGGCUGCGCUGUCCCAGAGAGGGAAGGUGUUAGUCCACUGCGCGAUGGGGGUCAGUCGCUCGGCAACCCUGGUGCUGGCCUUCCUCAUGAUCUGCGAGAACCUCACGCUGGUGGAGGCCAUCAACGCGGUGCGGCAGCACAGGGACAUCUGCCCCAACGCGGGCUUCCUCAGCCAGCUCAGGCGUCUGGAACGAACCUUAGCUUGGGACAGGAAGAACAAGAUGGGGGCCUACAGACUGUAAAGGGGAUCUACAAGUAGCACCACUGAAACCGCGUACGCCAAGGCAGUCAAACCAGGCGGUCUGAUGGUCCUGACAGCCUUGUUUUAUAUAUAUUUAGCUGCAGUAUAUACCUCAAUGCUUUUCCCCAAAUUAGAGAAAGCAGUAGGGAGGCAGCAGAUGUAUAGGGAAUUCUGAACCCGUUGAUGUAUUGGUGGUGGGUGAGGUGAGUUCCCACUCACCACUGUAAAGCACUUUGAGCGUUCGGAAAAGUGUUAUAUA
This is a messenger RNA of Anguilla anguilla (European eel), 1375 nucleotides long. Its product is annotated as dual specificity protein phosphatase 13-like. The transcript has 4 exons. Bases 539 to 1117 code for a protein of 192 amino acids. The record is from RefSeq and is a predicted model, not a curated record. Gene Ontology annotation, molecular function: MAP kinase phosphatase activity; protein tyrosine/serine/threonine phosphatase activity. Gene Ontology annotation, cellular component: cytoplasm. NCBI's taxonomy places the organism in Eukaryota, Metazoa, Chordata, Actinopteri, Anguilliformes, Anguillidae. Gene Ontology annotation, biological process: negative regulation of MAPK cascade; protein dephosphorylation.